CCCACUUCCUAGUGACUGCUGUGACCUUUCUGCUCCUGUUUCCUGGGGUUUAUUCCGCCAUGGCUGUGACGACCUUGCAAAGUUUUCGUGGCUGUGCGGUACGUGAUUUUGCUUUUGUGGCAAAGAAGCCAGGAUGCAGGAGUCUGCGAAUAAACACUGAGGCAUGCUGGGGCCGCUGCCACACCUGGGAGAGGCCGGUUCCAGAACCGCCGUAUAUCCAGAGGCACCACCGUGUCUGUACCUUCAGCCGAACACGGCACCUGACAGCACGUUUACCAGGUUGUCGCCCUGGCGUCUCCCCAAUCUACCAUUACCCUCAGGCCUUACAGUGUGACUGCACCUACUGCUCCUCAAACCACACAGAGUGUGAAACCUUUUAAGGGCACACACACACAACUGAUUCAUACACAUU
This is a messenger RNA of Sinocyclocheilus grahami, 412 nucleotides long. RefSeq names its product glycoprotein hormone subunit beta 5 (gene gphb5). The record is from RefSeq and is a predicted model, not a curated record. The transcript has 2 exons. Gene Ontology annotation, biological process: regulation of thyroid hormone receptor signaling pathway; G protein-coupled receptor signaling pathway. Gene Ontology annotation, cellular component: extracellular region; cytoplasm. NCBI's taxonomy places the organism in Eukaryota, Metazoa, Chordata, Actinopteri, Cypriniformes, Cyprinidae. The coding region runs from base 60 to 380 and encodes 106 amino acids. Gene Ontology annotation, molecular function: hormone activity.